Messenger RNA from Erigeron canadensis, 1911 nucleotides. RefSeq lists its product as uncharacterized. Bases 1 to 1911 code for a protein of 636 amino acids. The transcript is spliced from 4 exons. Gene Ontology annotation, biological process: DNA integration. The record is from RefSeq and is a predicted model, not a curated record. Lineage: Eukaryota; Viridiplantae; Streptophyta; Magnoliopsida; Asterales; Asteraceae. Gene Ontology annotation, molecular function: nucleic acid binding.
AUGAUCAAACUGUCUGCUUGUUUUUGUAAUGCUGCUAGAGAUUUUCAAAAACAUACUGAUUUAAUGAAACUUAUGCAGUUUUUGAUGGGACUUGAUGAUUGUUAUAUGUCUGUUAGAAGUAAUUUGUUGACUAGGGAUCCUUUGCCUUCUGUGAAAACUGCUUUUUCUGUUGUCUCUAGAGAAGAAUCUCAUAGAGGUGGUAUUAAUGAUAAAUCUUCUAUUGGUAAUGCAUCAACAUUUGUUGCUAGGUCUGGGUAUAACUCUAAUAGUCAAAAGUUUUCUAAGAACAAUUCUUCUUUUGAUUCUCAAAAAACAUUUGAUAACAAUUUUGAAUCCAAGAAAACUUUUGAUUCUGGUUCUAGAAACUUAAGACCUCCUAAUCCUAAUUUGAAAUGCACUAACUGUCAUAAAAUUGGACAUACAAUUGAAAGGUGUUUCAAGCUAGGUUAUAAGUUUGGGGGAAAGUUUAAUAGCAACAAUGCUAAUGCAGUGGUUAAAUCUAAUGUUUCUGGAAAUGUGUCUUCAGCAAGUACUAGUUCUUCUUCUGCUCAUACUCUUACUUUUGAUCACAUCUGCAAGCUUCUUAGUCUUCUUGACAAUCAAGGUUCUUCAUCAGGGUUGUCUGCCAAUAUGGCAGGUAUUCCUAUGUGUAGCAAUACUUGGUUCAACUUUAAUGCUUUUAUGUUUAAUGCCUUUAUUAAAUGGAUUGUGGAUAGUGGAGCUAAUCAACACAUGACUAUGAGUGCUAAAAAUCUUACUAAUGUUGUUGAUGUGUCUGAUUUAAAUCUUAAGAUUGUUCAUCCUAAUGAUACUUGUGUUACUGUUAGACAAAUUGGUAAUCUUCAUCUUAAAAAUGGUUUCAUUCUGUUUGAUGUUCUUAUUGUUCUUGAAUAUUCUGUUAAUCUUAUGUCUGAUUUACCUCAAAAGAACCUUCUGGGGACUGGUAGUGAGCAAGGUGGUUUGUAUGUGUAUGAUGAUAAUGUUGUGUGCUCUUAUGUGGUUUGUAAUUCUGCUCGUCUUCCUUGUGAGUCUAAGUUACUUUGGCGUCAAAGACUUGGUCAUCCUGCUGACCAAGCCCUUUCUGUGUUUAAAAACAAAUUUAACUAUGGUUCCGAUAUUAUUGGACCAUGUGAAGUUUGUCAUAAAGCUAAACAAACCAGGGAACCAUUUCCAUUAAGUGAACAUAAAACUUUAAAACUUGGAGAUUUGAUUCCUUUGGAUGUUUGGGAUCCUUAUAAAAUUGCUAGUAAGGAAGGAUUCAAAUACUUUCUUACAGUUGUAGAUGAUUUUACUAGAGCAGUAUGGACUUUCAUGAUGAAAUCUAAAAUGGAAGUUUUUGAAAUUGUCAAAUCUUUUCCCAUAUUACUUAACACACAGUUUAAUGCUCAUGUUAAGAUUAUUAGAAGUGAUAAUGAUACUGAGUUUGUUAAUAAUCAAAUAAAAACAUCUAAUUCUUUUAAAGAGUUUGUCCUUCCCUAUGACGAAGAGGAAGACAUGCAGCCUGAUCAUGUUAGUGGUAGUGGACCUCAUAACUCCUUUGGCAGUUCUUCCAAAUAUACUACUUCUGGUACUUCUAUUUCUGACAGUUCUUCAGGAUUACCAAUAAAUGAGAAUGUGCCUUCUAGUAGUUUUACAAGUUCUACCAGGAUUGGUGAUGAGUCUGCAACCUUAACUAAGAAUGAUAUUAAUAGAAAUUCUGAGGGAAAUGAAGAUUUUGAAUUAGAUGGUAAAGUUAAGUAUCGUCUUAACAAAGUUGUUAAUUAUGCCAAUUUAAGUUCUGGUUUGUAUGCUUUUGUUUCUAAUUUGAAUAAAACUAUUGAACCUAAGAAUUAUUUUGAGGCUGCUACUAAUCCUAAAUGGGUAGAAGCUAUGAAUCUUGAAAUGGAGGCGUUAAAUAGAAAUGAGACUUAG